AUGUCUGGUGCAUUUGGUGCAGAAGGGGGAUUUCCCCAACUAAGAGCAUCAAGAAAGAGAGAUCCUGGCCUUCUAGCCUGGCUUUCAUUCGACGUGUUUGCUCGAGUUGAAUGGGGGAGUCAGGUUCAUUGGGGGAAUCAGAUGGCGGAUUGA
This is a messenger RNA of Serpula lacrymans var. lacrymans S7.9, 153 nucleotides long. RefSeq lists its product as uncharacterized. The transcript has 3 exons. Bases 1 to 153 code for a protein of 50 amino acids. The record is from RefSeq and is a predicted model, not a curated record. Lineage: Eukaryota; Fungi; Basidiomycota; Agaricomycetes; Boletales; Serpulaceae.